AUGGAGAGAAGCAGAAGUGGCUAUGAUGAGAAUGCAGCUUCUGGCGCCGCUAGCACGGCCCUGGAAAAGGGGGUGGGUAACUGGGAUCCGGCGGCAGAAUUGGUUUCCGACAGGCUUACAGAGGCUGCGCAAGGAGAGGGCAGAAUAGUAACUUCUGAUGUCUUUUUGAAUGAUGUGAAUGUUGAGUAUUUGAAUUUCAAAAAGGAUACGGUUGUACCAAAUUCAGAUAGUACCAAGGAAGGUGGAGUAGCAGAUUCUAAGGGGUGUGAGGUGGUUCAUGAGGGGGAGUCGGAGAAUACGGUUACGCAGGUUUGUGGAGGUGUGAGAGGAGAUCAUGUGGAAUGGGCUGGUACUUAUGGUAUGUAUGACGAGGCCCAUCAGGUGUGUUACAAGGCUGGGGCGUGUGUGGGUUAUUGUAGAGGGGUGGGCUGGUCUUCAGUUGGCCCAAUAGCAAAUCAGGGGGUAGAUGGGAGGUUGACUGUGUACGAAACACGCCUGCGAAGGGAGCCAGCUGUUGGGCUGGGCCAGGCUAGUCUACUGCAUGCAACGGUCCAUGGACCGCUCUCCAUUGGGGGCAAGGCCGGGUCGGGUAGUCUUAUGAUCCGGCAGGUCCCACGAGAUCUGGGUGAUGCGGCGCAAAUGGUAGGUUUGCGAGAGAGGCUGGGGUGCCAAGAGGAGGAGGAACUUGAGGAGGGAGAGGUGAGGCACACAGCUAGGGGCUCGUUGGAGGAUAGGAUCCAGGUUUUGGAAGAGAAGGUGGAGGGAGUAGGGCCGACUGAGGAGGCUGGUGUUGAGUUGGAUUGUGGCGGUGUAGCGCAUGAGGGGACGAGGGUGGGGGAAGCAAAUCGCCGGCAGAUACAAGGGGCGCAGCACGGUGGUGGUGAGACCGGUCUCCACGAUGAUGGUUCCCAAACGAGUCUAAGCCGAAAAACGAGGAAGGGUGAAACCUCAGAAGCUAAAGGCAACACAGAGGGAGACAUACUGGGGUUGAUUGAUUUGCCUCUUACGGAUAGGAAGUUUACAUGGUUUAGGGGGCGGUCCUGUAGUCGGAUUGAUAGAGUGAUGGUGACUAUUGAAUGGACUGAGCAGUUUCCGGAUAUUAGGAUAAAAGGUGGCCCAAGGGGGCUAUCCGAUCACUGUCCAUUGAUAUUGGACGGGACAAGAUUCGGAGGGGCACCUCGACCGUUCAGAAGUCUGGAUUCCUGGUUUACGCAUGAGGGGUUUCUGAGAAUGGUGAAGGAUGAAUGGCAAAGCCUCGGAGAAGCGCAGUUCACGUGCAAACUGAGGGCUUUAACAGAACCAUUGCGGAAAUGGCACAAGGAGAACUUCAGGGACAUGGAUAAGAGACUUAUGAGGUUUGAGGAGGAGCUUACCAGGCUAGACAAUUUAGUCAGUGAUGGAAUUUAUGAUGGUACAACAGAGGCUCGACGGAAGGCGCUUGUGAGCUUUUGUUCAAAAUGGUACAUUAGAAAGGAAUUGCACUGGAAACAGAUGUCUCGAUCUAAGCAUGCUGCAAACAUGGAUAAGAAUACCAGAUACUUUCAUAACAUUGCCUCAGCCAGAAGACGGAAUAACAGGAUCGACGCACUAAUGAUACAUGGAAGACUUGUGCGGAAUCAGGCGAGAAUAAAAGGUGCGAUUCGAGGUUUCUAUAAGGAGUUAUAUAGACAAGAAUAUGUUCCGAGGAUUGGAAUCAGGGAUGGCUUAGUAAAGUGUAUCCAUAGGGCUGAGGCUGAAGCUUUAGAAGCAAUGCCAACGGAGGAGGAAAUCAAGGAGGCUGUGUGGGACUGCGAAUCUUCCAAGGCCCCAGGGAGUGAUGGGUAUAACAUGAACUUCAUAAAGAAAUGCUGGGAGGACAUUGGGCGGGAUUUCAUUGCUGCGGUAUUGGGGUUCUUUCAAAGUGCGAAGAUGCCAACGGAUGCCAAUGUCACUUGGGUGACACUAGCUCCAAAGUUUGAAGGUGCAAAGGAGGUGAAGGAUUUUCGGCCAAUUAGUAUGGUGGGGUGUGUGUAUAAAGUGAUUUCGAAGGUGUUGGUGAGAAGAAUGCGAGCUGUGAUGCCGGGGUUGGUCGGAGAGACUCAGACUGCGUUUGUUAAGGGAAGGAAAAUUCAUGAUGGCGCCCUCAUAGCCUGCGAGACGGUUCAUUGGUUGAAGACCCGGAAAAAGACAGCAGCCAUUAUCAAACUGGAUUUUCAAAAGGCCUAUGACAGAGUGCGAUGGAGUUUUGUUGAUAUUGUGCUCCAGAAAAUGGGCUUUGGCCAAAGCUGGAGGAGUUGGGUGAAGGAGGGUGUUACUACGGCUACCAUGGCAGUCUUGGUGAAUGGGUCACCGUCUAAGCCAUUCAAGAUGGAGAGGGGACUAAGACAAGGGGACCCGCUCUCUCCACUGCUGUUCGUUUUAGUGGUUGAUGUUUUGCAUCGGAUGUUGGGGGAAGCUGUCAGGAACGGACGCAUUGCUCCACUGCUGGUAGGGGGAGAUCAUAUUGAACUGUCACACUUACAGUUUGCGGAUGACACUAUCUUGUUCUGCCCGCCGGAGACUGAAACAAUUGUUAACUAUAAGAGACUGUUGCGGUGCUUUGAGUUGAUGUCGGGGCUGAGCAUCAAUUUUGAAAAAUCGAAUCUGAUAUCGGUGAACUGUGAGCAAAGAUGGAUUGAUCAGGCAUGUGGAAUACUGGGAUGCCAGCAAGCUGCUCUACCGGUAAGAUACUUGGGAAUUUCUUUAGGUGCAAAUCCGCGGCUGGUAAAGACUUGGAAACCAAUCAUUGAUAAGGUGGAACAGAAGCUUAGCUUGUGGAAAGCGAAGGUGUUGAAUAAAUCAGGGAAGCUGGUCCUUAUCAAGUCGGUACUGAAUAGUCUUCCCAUAUAUUAUCUUAGUCUGUACAAGAUGCCGAAAGCUGUGGCGGACAAGCUGAUCACUCUACAACGGAACUUUAUGUGGUGUAAGGAGAAUGGUAACUCUGGUAUACCUAUGGUUAAGUGGGAGCUAGUACAGGCUCCAAAAAAGGUGGGGGGUUUGGGGGUUGGUGAUGCAAUGCUAAGGAACACAGCGCUCCUGUUUAAGUGGUGGUGGCGGUUUUCAAAGGAGGAUUGCCCGCUGUGGAAGAAGAUUGUUUGUUCGUGUAACAAGUUGAACCCGAAUGUAAUAUUGGCAACUCAGCCUUUACAAGUAAAAGGAGGGCCUUGGAGGGACAUCUGUCAGCUGAAUAUAAAAGAACCGCGGAUUCGGGAUAAAAUGGUAAGUGGACUGGCAAUGGAAAUAGGCAAUGGUAUGCAAACCCGAUUUUGGGAAGAUAACUGGAUUCAAGGGGGUGUUCUCAAAGGGAGUUAUCCGAGACUAUACUCUAUCUCAAGCCAGCAAGGACUUCUAAUUGGGGACUGUGGCUUUUGGGAUGGGCUUGAUUGGAUUUGGAAUUUCCAAUGGAGGAGGGAGUUGUUCCAAUGGGAGCUAGAACUUGUCAAUCAGCUGCAUGAGAGGUUAAGGCCAGUGAGGUUGUCAUCAGGUCGGGAGGACAGCGUGGUGUGGAAGUUUGACAAUAAAGGUGUUUUCUCUACUCGUUCUGUGAUACAGGCUAUACAAGCGGAGACUCUUUCGGCUGAAAUAACGAGUUAUAGUUUCACGAGCUCCGUUUGGAAAGGUUUUGUUCCUCCGAGGAUUGAGCUAUUUGGGUGGUUUGUGCUAGUUGAUCGAGUUAACACCAAGGAGCGGCUGGGUAAAAUAGGAGUCAACAUUCUGGGGGAUAGUUUGUGUGUAAUGUGUACUAAGGAAUUAGAAUCUGCUGAGCAUUUAUUCCUUAGGUGUGAGGUAGCUUGGCAGGUGUGGUGUAAGUGGUUGAGGUCACUAGGUAGAGAGUGGGUGAUCCCUGGAACCAUUAGGGAAAUGUUUGAAAGCUGGCAUGGCUUGCAUAAUAGACAACAAGGGCAGCAGAUGUGGAUGACAGUGUUCUUUGCAGUUAUUUGGAACAUCUGGUUGGAACGGAAUGCACGAAUCUUUAAGAAUACAAGAGCAAGCCUGGAGGUAAUUCACACAAAGACGGUGAUGAGCUAUACAGAAUGGCGUGGUGGUGAUUCUAGGGGAGGCUGUUGA
Molecule: messenger RNA, 4086 nt
Organism: Arachis duranensis
Lineage: Eukaryota; Viridiplantae; Streptophyta; Magnoliopsida; Fabales; Fabaceae
Exons: 2
Coding region: 1-4086 (1361 amino acids)
Source: RefSeq, a predicted model, not a curated record